Messenger RNA from Cricetulus griseus (Chinese hamster), 1479 nucleotides. Lineage: Eukaryota; Metazoa; Chordata; Mammalia; Rodentia; Cricetidae. The record is from RefSeq and is a predicted model, not a curated record.
AUGUCUGGCUGCUGCUGUUCUAGGAAAUGCCCCUCCCUGCCAGCCAUCUCCCUCUGCUCUACUGAGGUGAGCUGUGGGGGACCCAUCUGCCUACCCAGCUCCUGCCGGAGCCAGACGUGGCAGCUGGUGACUUGUGAGGACAGCUGUGGGUCAUCUGGCUGUGGCUCACAAUGCUGUCAGCCUUCAGGUUCCCUGAGCAGUUGCUGCCAGCCGGUAUGCUGUGAGGCCACCAUUUGCGAGCCUUCUUGUUCUGUGAGCAGCUGUGCUCAACCUGUGUGCUGCACGGCCACUGUUUGUGAGCCUUCUUGCUCCUCGGGCAGUUGCUGUCAACCUGUGUGCUGCGAGGCUACCAUCUGUGAGCCUUCCUGCUCUGUGAGCACCUGUGCUCAGCCUGUGUGCUGUGAAGCCACCGUGUGCCAGCCUUCUUGUUCUGUGAGCAGCUGCCAGCCUGUGUGUUGUGAGACGACACCCUGCCAGCCUGUCCUCUGCUUACCUGCAUCCUGCCAGCCAGUGAUCUGUGAACCUAGCUGUUGCUCAGCUGUCUGCACGGUGCCUGCUUCCUGUCAACCCAUGAUCUGUGAGCCUGUAGUGUGUGAGCCUGCUUGCUGCCAGCCGGUGUGCCCGACACCUAGCUGCUGUCCAUCUGUCUGCUCUGCAGCCAGUAGCUGCCAGCCAGUCUGCUGUGACUCCAGUCCCUGUGAGCCACCUUGCUCAGAGUCCACUGCUUGUCAGCCAGCUACCUGUAUGGCUCUGGUGUGUGAGCCUGUUUGUCUCCGUCCUGUCUGCUGUGUUCAGAGCCCUUGUGAGCCACCGUGUGUCUCUAGCAGUUGCCAAGACUCCUCAUGUUGUGUCUCCAGUAUUUGCCAACCUGUCUGCCCUGAACCCAGCCCUUGCCUGCCAUCCGUGUGUGUGCCCAGCCCAUGCCAACCUUCCUGCUACAUAGUCAAACGAUGCCGUUCUGUCAGCUGUGAGCCUGUUUCCUGUCCACCUACCUCCUGCCAACCUCUCUGCUGCCGUCCAGGGUCCUCUGCGUCUGCCGUCUGCCAACCAGCUUGUCCCCCUCGGACCUUCUACAUACCCAGUUCCUGCAGGCAGCCUUGCAGUCCAGUUUCCUGCCGCCCCAUCUGCCGUCCCAUCUGCUCUGGACCCAUUACCCUCAGGCAGCCGUAUGUGACGUCCAUCACUUACCGCCCCGCGUGCUACCGCUCCUGCUACUCCAUCCUGCGCCGUCCCACCUGCCUGGCUUCUUACUCCUACCGCCCUGUCUGUUCCCGCCAGCCUUGCGCCGAUUCUGACAACUCUAAGCCUGAGUGCAUAAAGUCGACUUCCAGCCAACCCGACUGCCCUGACUCAACACCCUGCAAGACAGAGGUCUCAGAUGAGACUCCCUGCCAGCCCUCUGAGAUCAAACCUGCCAGCCCGAUCACCCGUGAGGCUACAGCCCCCCAGUCGGCGGCCAGCAAGCCUACUGAUCGCUGA